Mus pahari (shrew mouse) is the source of this 522-nucleotide messenger RNA. RefSeq names its product ribosomal protein L15 (gene Rpl15). The transcript is spliced from 4 exons. Gene Ontology annotation, cellular component: ribosome; cytosolic large ribosomal subunit. Gene Ontology annotation, biological process: cytoplasmic translation. Bases 85 to 522 code for a protein of 145 amino acids. Gene Ontology annotation, molecular function: RNA binding; structural constituent of ribosome. Lineage: Eukaryota; Metazoa; Chordata; Mammalia; Rodentia; Muridae. The record is from RefSeq and is a predicted model, not a curated record.
CGAGGUGGGAGGAGGAGCCACAAAAGGGAUUGUGGGAGAAAGGCUUCUUCCUUUCCUCUGGCGGCAGCCAUCAGGUGAACCAAGAUGGGUGCAUACAAAUACAUCCAGGAGCUAUGGAGGAAGAAGCAGUCGGACGUGAUGCGCUUUCUUCUGAGGGUCCGCUGCUGGCAGUACCGCCAGCUCUCUGCGCUGCACAGGGCUCCCCGCCCCACCCGGCCUGAUAAAGCUCGAAGACUGGGGUACAAGGCUAAGCAAGGCUAUGUCAUUUACAGGAUUCGUGUCCGCCGUGGUGGUCGCAAACGCCCAGUUCCUAAGGGUGCAACUUACNGCAAGCCUGUCCACCAUGGUGUUAACCAGCUGAAAUUUGCCCGAAGCCUUCAGUCUGUUGCUGAGGGCUUGUGGACGUUGUACAUCGUGACUCAGAUGCAGAAAUCUCAGUUCUUUCUUCAGCACCAUGUCUACCUGCAGGUCACCAUACUUCUCACCAUGGUGACAAUGGAUAGCACCUUUGAAUUCACUUAA